This is a messenger RNA of Lampris incognitus (smalleye Pacific opah), 3624 nucleotides long. Its product is annotated as E3 ubiquitin/ISG15 ligase TRIM25-like. The coding region runs from base 153 to 2456 and encodes 767 amino acids. The transcript is spliced from 18 exons. The record is from RefSeq and is a predicted model, not a curated record. Gene Ontology annotation, molecular function: protein binding; zinc ion binding. Lineage: Eukaryota; Metazoa; Chordata; Actinopteri; Lampriformes; Lampridae.
UUAGACAAGGCGUGCCUUGCUGUUUUUCCUCUUCAAAAUGCUGUACAUUGCCAACUCUGAUCUAUUCAAUUAUUGCUUCUCACACAGAAGUAUUGAAAAUGCAAGACUGGGAGGAAGAGGUAAGUGAAAUAUGCUGGAAGUUUCCAAUUUGAAUGAGACAAGUGAAACCGCCAGCGCCUGUUUAUUUACAGGAAGUCACCAGUGCAGCCACAAGCCACACUCCUACUUUUGGUGGCCGUGGAGGGAGAGGGGGAGGAGAAUUCAAGACUUCAUUUGCUUCAGGGAGUAAUGAAGAUGAGAAUGAUGUCGGAUCCUGGAACAGUGGACGAGGACAAGACAUGAGAGGAAGAGGUGGCAGAGGUGGUGGCCGUGGAAGAAGGGUAGGCCAAGGCUGUGGAGGGAGAGGGCGAGGAGAAUUCAAGACUUCAUUUGCUUCAGGAAGUAGUGAAGAUGAGAAUGUUGUCGGAUCCUGGAACAGUGGACGAGGACAAGACAUGAGAGGAAGAGGUGGCAGAGGGGGCGACAGAGAGUUUAAGUAUGGUGGUGGCUUCAGAAGAGGAGCUGCCUUUUAUUUCACAGAAGAUGGAAGGAAUGAAAGUGGAGCUUGCGGUUUCUCUCAGCCUUCUAGAGGUGGUGGCCAUGGAAGAAGGGGAGGCCAAGCUUCUCCCUCUGGACAGAACAAGGAAGUCCCUCCCAUUCAGUCUCCCAGGUGUUUUCAGAGAAAACGAAACUGUUGUCUGCUCUUUUCCGUCAGUGUGAGAGAGGCUGUCAGUAAAAUGGCUGAGCAGCAGCAGCAGGGGUUGUUGCUGGACAGAGAUCAGUUGUGUUGUUCAAUCUGUCUGGACCUCCUCAACCAGCCAGUCGCUCUUCACUGUGGACACAGUUACUGUAGAGACUGUAUAGAGAGCUGCUGGGACAAGGAUGAAGAGAAGGGAGUGUACAGCUGUCCUCAGUGCAGACAGACCUUCAGUCCGAGGCCUGCCCUUGUGAAGAACACCAUGCUGGCUCAGAUUGUGGAGAAUCUGAAGACAACAGGGAACCAGCAGGCCUCUCCCUCUGCAGAUGUGUCCUAUGCUGGCCCCACAGAUGUGGCCUGUGAUUUCUGCACAGGGAGUCGACCCCACAAAGCCCUUAUGACCUGUUCAGUGUGCCUGGCCUCCUACUGCUCCACUCACCUCCAGCCUCACUACACUGUUCCUGUGCUGAAGAAGCACAAGCUGGUCUCUGCCACGGCCCGACUGCAGGAGAAGAUGUGCUCCAGUCAUGACAAGCUGAUGGAGGUGUACUGUCGUACAGACCAGCAGUGUAUCUGCUAUCUGUGCACCAUGGAUGAACAUAAGGGCCACGAUACAGUGUCAGCUGCAGCAGAAAGGGCUGAGAUACAGAAAUGGCUGGAUGUUAGUCGCCAGAAAGCCCAGCAGAGAGUCCAGGAGAGAGAAAAGGAGAUUAAGAAGCUGAGACAGGCUGUGGAGGAUCUGAAGAGCUCUGCACAGACCGCAGUGGAGGACAGUGAGAGGAUCUUCACUGAGCUGGUGGCCUCCAUUGAGAGGAGGCGCAGCGAGGUGAAGGAGCUCAUCAGAGCCCAGGAGAAGACUGCAGUCAGUCAGGCUGAAGAGCUUCUCCUGCAGCUGCAGGAGGAGAUGGAAGAGUGGAGGAGGAGCGAUUCUGAGCUGGAGCAGCUGUCACACACUGACGACCACAUCCAUUUCAUUCAGAAAUUCAAGUCUCUCUCCCUCCCGGCUGGUUCUCUGGACUCACCGAGCAUUGUUGUGCGUCCUCUGCGUUACUUCAGAGAUGUGACUGAUGCUGUGUCUGUCCUCAGAGACAAACUAGACAACAUCAUGACACACACAUGGCCCAGGAUUUCAUCUGCAGCGUCUGCUGUAGAUGUCUUACUGCCACCAGAACCAGAGACCAGAGAACACUGUUUACUGUAUUGUCGUCCUCUCACGCUGGAUGUGAACUCUGCCCAUCAACGUGUCUCCCUGUCAGAGGACAACAGGAAGGUGACGUGGACACCACGAGACUUGAAUUAUCCUCCUCAUUCAGACAGGUUUACUGACUAUAGCCAAGUGCUGUGCAAGGACGGCUUAUCUGGACGCUGUUAUUGGGAGGUGACAUUAAGUGGUGGUGUUGGUAUAGCAGUGUCAUACAAAGACAUCAAGAGAUCAUCAGGUGAAUCAGAAUUUGGUGAUAAUGACAAGUCCUGGAGGUUAAUCUGCUUUGGGGGUCGUUACUGGUUCACACACAAUAGUGUAGAAACAAAGGUGUCAGGUCCUUCCUCCUCCAGAGUAGGAGUGUUCCUGGACCACGAGGCAGGUGUUUUGUCUUUCUACAGCGUCUCUGACACAACGACCCUCCUCCACAAAGUCAACACCACUUUCACUCAGCCUCUCUAUCCUGGACUUGGAGUGUGGGAUGAUGGAGCGGUUGCAGAGGUGAUGAAGGUCUGGUAGGGAAGAUCUCGGUUACGUGUCAGGAUUUGUUCUGCGUUUGAAAUAUAUGAUUGGGAAUAGUUGACGAGUGGAAAGGGCAGAGCUGUCCUCAGAGGAAGACGUGUUUGGUGAACGGGUUUCUUUCACCACUUUCAUUUCUUUGUGUGGUUUUCAAAAGAGUCUCAGUUCUUAUCCAGGGGGACCAAACGGGCGCUAAAAAGCAGCAGCUGAUGGAUGUGGUUUGAUCAAAGUGAGAGUGAAGGAAGGUUAAUUCAGCCCCACACACACAGACUGAUAAAUAAAGGCAGUUUUAAAGCUUUUUGUAGUCUUAGUAAAGAUGCUGGUUGUUAUGGAAGAGCGAGGCGAAGGAAAUCAAACUAGUGAUGAUGGAUAUUGUAACUUCUUCAUCCUGCAGCACAUUGUGUAGUCAGGAUGCUGUUUUCUUUUCAUACUUGUCAGAUAACAGUGUGAAAAUCACAACGUGUGAAAGGAGUACACGUUAAAUGGAUGUUGUUUAGCCACUCACAGCUUGUUUGUUGUUGCUCAGAUCAGCAGAAUGUGUUUCAGACAGACAGGGAGGUAAAAACAUGGUGUGUAAACACCCAGAUGGAAGAUUGUGUGUGGCUGAUGUUUAAUAGAUAGACGCUGAAUGAUAACAUCCACAUCAGAACAGCACAAACCUCGAUGGAUCAGAUGAGGUGUUACAAGACUUCACCCUGCUAUUAGUUUACCCCUUCUCUCUCUUCCUCUCUGGAAUCCCCUUUAGCUUCACAUGUAGGAUUUACUGGACUCACCUUAUGAUUGUGUGUUGUAGAGACAUGUUGAUGAUAUGUGCGACUUUAAGAAUAUACGAGUCAGCUUCCUGUUUAUUGAUGGUUUCUUUGUGGUGUUAAAUAAAGUGGUGUUUUGUUCCUGAUCACCUGUAAAUAAAAGCUAUGUUUUAUUCCGUGUGUGUGUGUCUGUGUCACAGAGAGAGAGACAGAAGUGGUUGUGUCUCACCUGUGUGCAUCCAUGUACAUGUUGUGCAGGUGAACAUGUGUGUAGGUUUGUAUUAGUGGCUUCACUCAUGUGUUAAUAUGUCCCAGUAACAGCAGCACGUCUGCCAUGUUUCCAGUACUGUGGACUGUACUUCCUUAUUAAAUGUACUUUAAUUUCAUGUGCUCACAUCAGUAAAGACGCUGCAUUAGAA